Molecule: messenger RNA, 1565 nt
Organism: Cuscuta europaea
Lineage: Eukaryota; Viridiplantae; Streptophyta; Magnoliopsida; Solanales; Convolvulaceae
Source: the annotation of a GenBank genome assembly
UGCUUGAAAAGCCAAUAUACUACUUCCUUCUAUAUAAUAUUAUGCUUGCCAUUUCAAUAAAAGUUGGACGUAGCUUUUCUAAUGAGAUAUUAAAAUAGCUUGACUUGAAAAUGACUGCAUAACAGAUCUAGAUUGUUCUGCAAGAGCUUAGCGUCUGUUGAAGUGAUAUUUUGUUUAGUUUAUCUCCAGAUCUCAUCUUUACUUUGAAGAUAAGACAUGGCUUCCUCUAACUUCCUUGUUUACGCGCCGGUCACUUUGGCAGUGGUUGGAUCUGCUUUAGGUCAGUCUCCGACAGCCUUUCCGACGUCUGUACCGAAGAAAGCUUCGACUCCAGUUGUAUCUCCGGCCGCCACUCCGAAGUCUUCGUCUGCAACGCCUCCUACCGCAUCUACUCCUACUCAGUCCCCUCCAGUCACCGCGUCACCACAGUCCUCUCCGUCGUCCCCUGGCAUCACUUCUGCUCCCACCACGGGCCUGGGUCCAAGCGGUGUAACUCCUUCAACAAUCGAAUCUCCUAGCGGUUCACCUGCUCUCGCGCCGGGUGCUAACAGCGCUCCCACUUUGAACAGAGUCGCACUUGCUGGAUCUGCAGCGGCAACUUUCCUCGCCGCCUCACUACUGUUCUAAACUCUCAGAUCUGCGGGAUGACGGAGCCUCCUGUCACGUUCGCUGGAUCUGACGAUUUAGGCUUUUUUCACUUAGCUACAUGUUUUUUUUUUGUUUCACUUGCGUUUAUUGCUCCGGCUUUGAGCGGUGGCGGUGUUUAUCGGUGGCGAUUGAGGGGAGAGUGGGUACAUUGAUUGACCUCGAUUCGUUGUUGACUUAUUGUUAAUCAUUGUUACUAUUUGUGAUGAUAUCUACUACUGCUAUAUUAUUUUUAUUACCAUACUGUUAUGAAAAUUUCAUUAUAUUCUAAAAAAAAAGAAAAAAGAAAAUGAUUGCAUAAAUAUUUUAUUGCUACACAUGUCCACUGCCUACAUGUUAAGUAAAUCAAUAUUAUUUCCUUAUAUGAUGAUUCGUGAAUCAUGAGUCAAUUUACUCAUAUUUGAGAACGAAUAUGAAAGAGCUACUAGAAGGAAAGUAAUUCAAAUAAUAUCAAGGCAAGUUCCAAGUAUGGAAGCUCAAUUACUCAAGGAAAGAGACACCAACGGACAAAUCAAAGUGGCUUAUAUAUUCGAGAAUCAAGAGGAAGAAGUGUGUGCUUGAGAGAGUAAUCAAAAGGAGAAAGAGUUGUAAAGGGUUAUCAAGUUCAAGGCACCUGAACCUACACAUGGAGUUCUAGAUAGAGUUUCUUUUCCUUUCUUUAUCUUGUAAUUUGGUUUCGAGGAAUAGCUAAGAGUAGCUUCCUCGGUUUGGGAUCGUGUGUGUGAGAGAGCUUUGUUUUAAAGCUGAGAUGCUAUCUACCCGCAAGGUAGAGAUGCAUAACUCUUCCUAGAGAGGAUAGAGUUGGGGUGGCUCAAGGGUAGAUUAGGAGAAUUUACCUUGUAACCACAUUUUGGCUAUUUAGUGAAGUUGUUCAAAUUCCUUCAAGGGAGGUCGAAGUUUUUUAAUCCCUAUGAGCCAAG